This is a messenger RNA of Lizanozyma spartinae, 2109 nucleotides long. RefSeq lists its product as uncharacterized. The record is from RefSeq and is a predicted model, not a curated record. The coding region runs from base 1 to 2109 and encodes 702 amino acids. The transcript has a single exon. Lineage: Eukaryota; Fungi; Ascomycota; Pichiomycetes; Serinales; Debaryomycetaceae.
AUGGACGGAUUCGAAUGGCUUAAUAUCCCUAGACAAUCUGAAACAAGUGGGUCAAGUACUUCUCCAGCACCUCCACAGGUAUCAUUUGGAUUCACAUCGGAUUUGGAUUUAUCUUCUGCACAAUCACUGCAUGCUGUUGUGUUCCGAAGUUCUUCAUCCGAUAGAAUCAAUAGAGGAGCUGAUUCAUAUAGAACAACUCCAUCUGCAUCAUCAAAUAUGCUGGUUGAAUCAAUUGAUGAUGAAUCUAUCCCCUUGAGUUUAACAGCUCAGGAAAUGUCUCUUCAAGAAGCAAAAACUUAUAUGAGAUGGUAUAGUGAUAUUCUUACCCGAACAAAUAGUCGUACAAUCACUCUUAUUGAUGUUUAUUCAUUUUUAGUGAACUUUAGAAUCCCGGACUCUCGGAAAGAGAAAAUAUCUCGAUUGUUUCAAAAGCAUUCCCUGUCGAUUAAUAUUGGUCAGUUCUUUGCAUUGCUAAGAGUCAUUAGUCAUGUAUUAUUAGGAAGGGAACCUUCCAGACGUCUUAUAAAGGUAAUGGCUCCGGUGCCUACUCCACCGUCUAUACUCUCCAAAAAGAGAACAAAUGAUGAUUAUAGGGAUGAUGACUAUCGUUAUGAUGAUACAGAUGAGCAAAUAAUGAAUGAGUCUCUGAACUCCUCUUUAGAACCCAACAAGCCUUUAGAUCUUGAUGGGUUCACUCAAUUCAUGUUAACUGGAGAACGUCCUGAUGAAAAGGUUUCUAUUAAAAAAAGAUCCAAAAAAUUGAAAUCAGUCAAGUUUAGUGACCAAAUUAUUAGUGACAUACAUCAAGAAUCCUCAAGUAGGGCAUAUUCCCCUAAUAUUACUUCGGAGCUCGAUUAUUCAUUACCAAUGGAUCAACUCUUAGAACAAGUGAAGAAACAACAACUGCAACAAAAACCAGAUGCAGAAGAACAAGAAGUUCUUCAAGAAGUUGAAUCACAUAUGGGUCAUUUCAAGAACUUGCAUAUUGUUGACACCAUGUCGGUGAAUGGUGUCCCUGCAAGUCUCGAGGUUAAUAGACCGUUAAGGCCUAAUAGAACAGGACCUAAUGAGAUGGCCCAACUAUUAACUGAACCUAAUUCUAUUGCUGAAUCUCCCACCAAGCAACAAUUUCUUAAACCUAACAUGACAGGCCCAGCUCAAAUGGAACAAUAUUUACAUGGACGAGAGAAUGACUCCAACACGGACUUUUCAAACUAUUUUACUACUUCGGUGAGCAAUAAUGAUAACCCUAUUAUCCAUAAUAAUAGUGUUAAUAUCAGCAAUAAUGACGAAAUAAUAUUUCCUGGUCUGAGCACAACACCAAAAAUAUCUUUGCUGUCAUUUACAACUCAAAUGACAGGAGAUACUUUUAACAAUACAGUACAAAAUUCCCAUGUUGCUGAUAGCACAAUGAAUGGAUCCAAUAGGCCAAAUUUAAGCAAUCAUUUAAGCUUUUUAAAUACCCAAAGAACAAAUCAUGCUUCGCCUUCACCUACAAGAAAUGGAUUAACACCACCACCGCCAGUUCCUUCUCGGAGAGCCAGGUCAGCCUCCACACCUUUAACAAGUAGCAAUUUUUCAAGUUUUGAUACGGGCAUGAAUGGAAAUGGUGCGAAUGUCAAUACUUUGCAAGGAGUUCAAAUCCCACUGGAUCCAAACCAGAAUGAUCGUGCCACAUUAUUAAAGGGCACUACUAUCAAUUCCAAUUUAAAUGUUGGACGGCCUGUUCCACCACCUCCACAACUUGGGGCUACAAUAUUUAGUGGAUCACAUACUAAUGGAAAUCCUUCGACUACUACCACCACUGGUAGGCAAGUGCCUCCACCUCCACCACCCUCGAGACGACGGGUAUCCAAUGCACAAUCUCCUACACCACCACCACUUCCGCCAAAAGUUCCUACUAAUAAUUUUACCCUGUCACCUACGUUUGGACAGCCCUCCAAUAACUCGACUGACUCGGGUUUUAACGGUCAGAACACUCAAACACCAGCACAACUGUCAAUAUACAACCCCAAUCAUUCGAAUGACAGCACCACAGAGAUUCUCGACGAUCUAAAAGCAUUACAAGAAGAAGUCGAUAAGAUUCGGUAUAUGACAGGAGGGUUUUAA